Paramisgurnus dabryanus is the source of this 1758-nucleotide messenger RNA. It is a transcript of the gene aqp10a, whose product is annotated as aquaporin 10a. Gene Ontology annotation, cellular component: basolateral plasma membrane; plasma membrane. Gene Ontology annotation, biological process: glycerol transmembrane transport; water transport. The record is from RefSeq and is a predicted model, not a curated record. NCBI's taxonomy places the organism in Eukaryota, Metazoa, Chordata, Actinopteri, Cypriniformes, Cobitidae. Gene Ontology annotation, molecular function: glycerol channel activity; water channel activity; urea transmembrane transporter activity.
CAGAUCUGUGUAUACUGUAGCUCAGAUGUGGAUGUUGACUGGUUGAUGUGGGGGAUGUUUGAAACACGUGAAUGUAUUAAAAAGAAGGUUUAAAGGUGAACAGAGCUAAUAGACAGGGAGUGAGGUCACAAUCACUGCAUGGCAGGAAAACGGCAGAAAUCUAGGAAACCUGCAAACAUGAGCCAUGUUAAAAAAGUGAUUAGGAAGAUAAAGGUGAAAAAUGAACUGACGCGACAGAUUUUAGGAGAGCUGUUGGGCACUUUUGUCCUUCUGCUGUUUGGUUGUGCAGCAGCAGCCCAGGUGAAAACCAGCAGAGAAACUAAAGGACAGUAUCUGUCUGCUAACCUGGCCUUCUCUGUAGGUGUUAUGUCUGCCAUGUAUCUCAGCAGAGCAGUCUCAGGAGCUCAUUUAAAUCCAGCUGUGUCUUUGAGUUUCUGUGUGUUGGGUGAUCUACCCUGGUCAAAGUUGUUGCCCUAUUCUCUGGCUCAAGUGCUGGGGGCGUAUUUAGCCUCUGGACUGGUCUAUCUCAUCUAUUAUGAUGCAAUCAUGGAGUUCAGUGGUGGAGUCCUGACUGUAUUUGGCCCCAAUGAAACAGCGAGUAUAUUUGCCACUUACCCAACUGGUGUGGUGUCAAUGCAGACCAAUUUUCUGGAUCAGGUGGUUGGCACAGCCAUGCUGAUGUUGUGUAUACUACCUCUAAAUGAUAAGAGAAAUGCUCCUGCCCCCGAGGCACUGCUUCCUCCCAUUGUAGCAACCGUUGUGUUAGGUAUUUCCGUAUCGAUGUCGGCUAAUUGUGGAGCAGCCAUAAAUCCAGCUCGUGACCUUGGCCCUCGACUCUUUACUCUUACUGCAGGCUGGGGAAUGGAAGUAUUCACAUGCUAUGACUAUUUCUUCUGGAUCCCAAUAGUCGCACCAAUGGUUGGGGGUGUGGUGGGCUCGAUCAUAUAUCUGAUUUUCAUUCAGUGGCAUUUGCCUGAGCUUGAGGAUGAGGUGGAGUCUGAAUGUACGGAGAUUAAAGAUCAAACAAAGUUUGUGGAGCACAGUGACCUGCAACAAUCGGGCAAAAAGGACGAGAUAUACCUUAAACUGUCAGAACUUUGAAAGGCGUGGGAGACUUUGAGAUGUGAACGUAAUGCGGCUCAAAAUAUCACAAAAAAACUACACAUAGGUGGACUUCAAAAUGUUUAAGCCUUGUUACGUAUUACUUAGAUAUUACAUUUUCCCCCAAUAAUUUUUAAUUGGGAAAACUUUAUAUGGUUGCUUUCACAGCUUUAUAAUAUUAAAUGGAAUAUAGCUCAUAAGUAUAUACAAUAUUUUUUAUGUCCCAUUUAAAUAUUUCAUCUGAUCUGUUAUAGUUGAAGGGUGGCAGCUAUAGUGGUUGGAUAAAGAGUAGUUUAUAGUAUUUAUAGCUUAUUACACCACAAUCUGAAAGCAUUAAACAUGACUGGUUUCCAAAACACAAAUAAAAAUCUCUCUUGAACUGGAUUGUGUGUAAAGCAUCUACAUAUUAUUUCAGGCUUAGAGAAAAUCUGUAUACAGCAACUAUUUAUUAUGUACAAAGUAUAUGUUGUUUGUGCUAUUUAUAGGAUUAACACUAAUAUGAAUAACAAACAGAUUCAUUGUAUAAUUGUAUGUUAUGCGGUAGAUUGUGUAUGUUAUAUUUGACACCAUAUUAAGAGUACCUUUCUCUCAGUUAAAAUUCAUGUGUUUGUACAAUGAAAUUUAUUAAAAUAAUAAAUACAUUAUCAAGAAAAUAAA